AUGUGUGUUUCCGAAGAAUUCGGGCCCCGGUUUUUCGGUUGUUUACUGAAUUUAUGGCUUUUACCUCUUGUCUGUGGGAUCGGACUUAUUCUAAAUAUUUGCUGCCUAAUAGUAUUUUUCUCUACAAGAGGUCAUCCACUUGUACCCGCACUUAUAUUUUUGUCAUUUUGCGACUGUCUUCAAUUAUUCUUCUCGUUUUUAGUAUUAUUUCUGCCAGCUCUGCACGAUUUCUCACAGUCGACACCUUAUUCAGCUCUAGGACAACUUGCAUAUUUAUCCACCGGUCUCUUAUCACCACUACUGCUUACAUUUAAUUGUGCAAGUAUAUGGACAAUUUGUUUUAUUUCAAUUCAGAGGCAUCGGGCUAUUCUUCGUCCUCUUUCAAGUAUAUCUUCUCCAUCAAAACCAUUCAAGCCAUUAUUAUUUAUUUCAUUAAUGGCUUUAAUGUUUAAUGGUUGCAAAUGGGCAGAAUUUCGGUGGUUUUGGUCACAUGAUCCAACGAAUUCUAGUGACUAUCAGUAUAUUCUGGCACACGAGCCUUCGGAUUUAGCAAGAAAUGAAAAUUAUCAUAGGGUGUUGGAUAAUCUUCUCUACCCAUUAUUAGUCUACCUGGUUCCUCUUCUCCUUUUAUCUGUUUUGAAUUUUCGAAUUUUAUCAAAUAUUUCGAAUCGAAGAGUAUCAUUCGAUCAUAAGUCACGAUUUGCACAGGAAAGACGUUCUGUAACACUUUUGAUAUCAAUUGUGACAAUGUUCUUCCUGUGUCAUACGGGUGGUCUUGCAUAUCGAUUCGUGGAUCAAGAAAAAUAUAAUAAUUCGGAAUUAUUUGUUCUUUUGAAGGAUGUCAUCAAUUUAUUAUUCAAUGUGUACUCAUUCACAAAUCCAUUGCUAUAUUUUGUUUUUACCCGCCAAUUUCGUGAUCUUCGAACCAUGUGGAAUUCACACUUUGCAUCGCCUGCUUCUCGAUCCGAGAGCUAUGCAAUAACGAACUCGAAGCCAAAUUCAAAACAUCGGCAUCUCUCAAUGCCAUCAAUUUAUCGUACACCUUGCGUUAGCGGAAAAUUGAUUUCAUGAAUGAUUUCUUCAAAUACUAAAAAAUACAAAAAAAUGCAUAAAUUGUUGUGUUAUUUCUCAAUUUUUCCUGCUCCUUUGAUCUCCCCAGCCUUUCAUACAUUUCAAGCUAUUUCUCAUAUUUGUUUUUUUACGGGUUGGAACGAAAAUAAAAUUUGGUAU
This is a messenger RNA of Caenorhabditis elegans, 1230 nucleotides long. RefSeq names its product G-protein coupled receptors family 1 profile domain-containing protein (gene npr-44). The transcript has 9 exons. Gene Ontology annotation, cellular component: membrane. The record is from RefSeq and is marked reviewed. NCBI's taxonomy places the organism in Eukaryota, Metazoa, Nematoda, Chromadorea, Rhabditida, Rhabditidae. Bases 1 to 1071 code for a protein of 356 amino acids. Gene Ontology annotation, biological process: signal transduction; G protein-coupled receptor signaling pathway. Gene Ontology annotation, molecular function: G protein-coupled receptor activity.